Messenger RNA from Neospora caninum, 8670 nucleotides. RefSeq lists its product as hypothetical. The coding region runs from base 1 to 8670 and encodes 2889 amino acids. NCBI's taxonomy places the organism in Eukaryota, Apicomplexa, Conoidasida, Eucoccidiorida, Sarcocystidae. The record is from RefSeq and is a predicted model, not a curated record. The transcript has a single exon.
AUGGAGGGUGCGGCGCCUCCAGGUUUUCGGCCAGUGGGUGGGAAAGAGGAUCAGGAAGGUUCUGCGGGGCCCAUCGGUUCGUCUUUUGCCCCUUUGUCUCUGCAGUUUCCGGUGUCUCCGUCCAUUUGGUCUGAGACGACUUCCAGCGCCUCUCUUGGCAUGCCUCCGGGAAGCCCGCCUCAGCCCGGCAUGGGACAGACGACGCAGGCUGCGGCUCCAGAGGGCGGCGACGCCUUCGCUCGGAGCGGCUCUUCAGAUCGUACCCCUGCGCCGAGGCCUCCUUUCGAAUGCGACGGGGAUCCGCCACCUAGUACUUCUCCCGGCCAUCCACCGCCGGAUCGCUCCGCUGGGCCGUCGCACCCCUCCCCUGUCUCUCGAUUCGGGACAAGACCGGCCCCUCCGGACAGCCCGUCCGCCUCCGGCGUCUCCACUUCGCAUCCACCGCCUUCUCCAGCUUCUCGUGAGACGCUGGAGCCUCGCCGGGCGACUGCGGCGAACGUCGCCUCAGCUUCCGCGGCUCUCAACCCGAGUGGCGCAAGUCCGCCAGGCGUCUUUCCUCCAGACGGUUCGCGCGGAGGCGCAGGGGACUUGCCAUCGGAGGACUCGCGAGUUGGUCAGGCUCUGCCUUCCCUGAACUCCGCUUCCUCGGGGGCCGAACCGGCCGCGGGACGGGAGGCAGGCUGUUCGCCCCGGCCUGCAGGUGGACAGGCAGAUGCGUCGAACGAUCGCAGUCGCCCUGGAGCGUCGGAGAUCCCUCAAGGUGCUCGGCCGCCCCCCGCGCGGCAGGCGGGCCCUCACCCGGCGCCCAAGGUGGCGGCGGCUCUUCGGAAGCUCGGCGUCUCGGAGUUGCCCCAGAUUUCCUCGGACCUCGCGGAUGGAGGCGGCGAGGCGGGGCGAUCUGGGAGAGGGGAGAGGCGCCAGCGCCGAACACAGAUGCAUGCCAAAGGCUUGUUCAAACGGCUUCAGGACGGAGUCCGCGGGCGCGAGGCGGAAGCCUCGCAUACGGCAUCCGGAGGCGCACAAAACGAGAGAGAGCGCGGCGACGCGAAGAAGGCCAGCGGCUGUCAAGGGAGAAGCGCUCAGAAAAACGAAGCCCCUCGCAAGAGCCCCGGCGCGAGUGCCCGCACCGCCUCGGGACAGUGGAUGGCGCGGCCUGGCGCCUCCCCGUGGGAUAGAACUGCAGGCGCGCACUUGGCAGGCCAACAAGGCGGCGCCCCUGGCGCCGUGGCUGCGGGUCUGUCUGCUGGUCCCCUGCCUACUGCGGGGUUUCCUCUCGGUGCUCCAAACACCGCGACGUCGGUCGGGGGUUUCGCAGAACAGGCUUCCAACGUGUCUUACCCCCUGCCAGUCGGCGCGGCGUCCGCUGGGCCCCGCUACCCCUCUGAGGUGUAUGGGGGCGUCGCCACGCCGUCGAGGCAGGGAGGGGACGGCCAGCGCAACCCCACAAAAGGCGCGCCUGACUCGCAAAGAAGGAAGAACGCCGGUGGCGGGCCCGAAGGCGGUGACCGCUGGGGGGACGGGAGACAGCCGCCGCUUCCUGGCCAGGGCGUCGACGCAGGAUUCGCUGGCGACGGAGGCAGAUCGCCUCUCGAGGCUCCUCCCACGAGCAUCGUUCGAGACCUUUGGAUCGAGCAGUUCGGCCCGGCCGACGGAGAGGAGAAAACCGCGGAACAGGCGAUGGCGAUGUCCGCCUGGCGGGUCACGUGGGUCGACGGGACGUGGAAAGUGCACACAGCCACGUUUGAGCCGAAACCGACGCGAGAUCCGUAUCCUUUGGCUGCCACGGAGGCGUGCACCAACUUUGCGCUGCGGCUGUACCGUGCGUUUCGGGAGACGUACACCCACACUCAGCAAGGCGCUGGAGCGCCUCCGCGUCUCCCUGCUCUGGGGCAUCUUCUGGGGUGCGGCGCCGGCCGCGGAGCGUUUCCGGGAGGCCCCGCGGACGGCCUGAAAGCGAAGAUGUGGAGCGUGGAGGAGCUUCAGCGGCUCCACCAGCACGUGACGACUGCGGCCUUUGCCGCACUCGGUUCGGGGGCGAUGGGGGGAAGCGAAAUGACGGGUCUUGGAGGACAGCAGCCGCCGAGAGAUCGGCCCUUUGGGGCUUUUUUGCACCUGCCAAACGCGUCGCCUGGCGGGGGGGGGGCCGUCGACGGAGCUGUCGAUCUGCGCGCCGGGCCGGUGAAUCAGAGCUCGUCUUCUGUCUCGUCUGCCGCGCCGUCCAGCAAGACGGCGUUUUCACCUUCUCAACCGACUUCGCAUCCCGGAGGGUUCUCCAGUGCGAAUGCAAAGUUUCCACUCCCCGGCGCAGGCCAGAAUUCAGGUGUCCCUGAUUCGCGAGGCUUUGGCGGGCUCCAUGCCUUCGCCGGAACGCCUGCAAGAGCUCCUGGACGCCAAGGGAUCCAGGAACACACGGCGUAUGCAUGCAAGCCGCCGAGCCACGUGACGGCGCUGGCGUCUGGCCAGGCGCUCCCGGUUUCCGGAGGCGGCGUCUUCCCGGCAGUAGGUCUGCCCUCCGACGGAGGUUUUCAGUCUCAUUUUUACAGCUCAUUUCCCAUGUCGGGCGACGCCGGUGGCCUACAGCGAUCGGCGCCUCCCUUUCUGUCUGGAGGGAGCUCGGGAGAUGAGCAGGCCCAAGGUCAUCAGCUUCCAGGGGAGCUCAGGUCCAUGGACUCCAACCCCUGGCUGCUUCCCGCGGGCGAUACCAGCAUCCCUCCUGGCUCUCGGUCGUCCGCUUCGUCAGCGGAUACCUCUGCGCCUUCCCUGCCUCCGUCCCUUGUGGGCACGCUGGACGACGCGGGAGGCGCUUCCGGCCUCCACGCGUUCGAUAAGGGCGGAAAAAGAGCGGAGAGUCCCUUCCCGCCUUGUCCUCGGGUCCGCAGGGGUGCCGCUGUCUCCGUUUCGGGGACUCCUCGGGGCGGGCCGCCGCCCUGGGGCGUCAACUCUCACGUGGCCGCAGCGCUGUCGGCAGCGGCGGCGAAGCGGACGGCAGAGGAACAGAGUCUGUUGGAGGAGGCAAGACGCGACGCCGAACGCGAGGCUCUGUUGUCCAAGCUGCUCGGCGAAGACGACGAUGCGUGUGGACAGUCUGCUCUUUCGAUGCGGGCCCACAGGCUGCUGAUUGCCGCCCCAAAGCUCGGCGACGGGGGCGGGCGUUUUGAGGAGAAAGUGACGCGAGGACGUGAGGCGAAGGAUCAGAAGGCCGACGUGACGGUGGGAGAAGAAGGCGAUGCCCGAGAGGAGCGGUCGGUUGCGUCACGCCACCUUGCAGCGACAAGAGACCGAACGAGAGAGAGGCUCGAGGACAUCGAACGCACAUCCGACUGGGGCCUUCCUCCAGGAGAAAACGCAAGGGCGGCGCCGACCGGGCGCAUCAAAAGGGAGGGGCGACAGCGCGUUGACGGAGGCGAGAGUGCCGGCGACGAGAGGCAUCAAGCGGACAAGACUGCAGAGUCCGGCGUAGGCUUGUCUCGAGGCGGUGUGCGCCGCGACGCUGGGGAGGAAACCGAAAGGUCCCGAUCUCCCAGGCAGCGAUCUGUCUUCCGUGGAAUGGCAGCGGAACAGACUGACACGAGACGCAAGGCAUUAUGUUCUCUCGAAAGUUCGCGCGACGAGAAUUCAUGUGGAGACGAGAACGGCCAGGGCGGGCUCCGCGCCCCCGCGGCCGGCAUGCAGGCAGAAGGCGAGGGAGGAGCUGCUGGCGAAGAUGCGCCGAGUGUCGCUGCAGACCAAGCCGAAACGUCCAGGAUUUCUGUGCCUCCUGCUGCCGGCGAAGGCGAAGCGACGGAGACGACUUUCAGAGAAGCACAGAGGCCGGAAACGUUUGUUUUCGAGCCGGGCAACACAGGGUUAAUCCUUGUAGAGUUGUCUGAGCAGGAGGAAGGAAGCGACGCGACAGAAGACGACGCGCUGGACGGAUCGCCGUCCGCCUGUCUUGCUGGUGUGUUGGGGGACACCGACGGCACGUCACCGGAGGGCGACGAACUUCUUCCGUGGGAAUCCCCCGACAAGACGCGUCUGCUGCUUGAGUCGGUCUCGCAUCGCGCGGCGGAGCUCUCUGAGACAGCGUCUGAGGCCUUUGGCGCGGACCAAAGUGCUCGGGACGCUAGCCUCCUACGCGACCUCGAACCGUUCCUCCGUCUCGAAGAGCGAAACCCGUACUUCGACGCACGGGAGACGCACAAGAAUCUCCUCUCCGGGUGUGCGCUCUCGUGUGCUUCUGUCUUCAAUGUACAGAAAAUCGUGGACCGCCUCCGACUGCAGGACAAACGCCGGCCUGAAGAACGGGCGCGGCUGGUCCGAGUCGCUGCGGAACAGAGCCAAGGCGCACGAAGCCGCUUGGGCGCCGUCCUGAGUGAGUUGGCUGCCCUGGAGCGCGAAGGCCCCGACGACGGGGGCGGAGAGGGCGAAGACAGCAAGGAGGCGCAGAGUGGCAAAGAACUGAAGGAUCCUUCAGAGAGCGCGACGUCGAAGCCGGAGUCCAGCAGGGAUGCGACCGCUGAGAGAGAGGCCGAACAUGGACAGGGGCGACCCGCGCCAGGUGCCUUGGUGAAGAGCGAGGCCGGCAGGCCUGCUGACCACGGUGGGCCGGACAAGGCUCGAGAGGGCCUUCCAGAGGCUCCACCAGCAGCCGCGUCAGCCGACAGAGCGCGUGGUCCGCCGAGCUCCCACGUCGAUGGCUUGCCUGGACCUGGUUCUGCAUGCGAUCCGCAGCAAGAAAAGACAACUUCCGCCCCCGCCAGCGACGCAUCGUCGCGCGUCUGCUCGCCUGGGGAGGGGACGGGUGUCUCGACAAGGGGGUUCGAAGAGCCGCCAGCCACGAAGCAGGCGGGCGACGCAGCGCCCUCAGACAGACCGAGUCUCGCCGCGGACGGUGUUCUCCAGAAGGAAGCCUCGAAGGAGAAGGGUGUGGACGGAGACGUCGGGGCGACGCAGACUUUCCUGGAUUCGACCGGCAGUCCCCAGGACGGUGAGAGACUGCGCAACUCCGUUCAGCGACUCCCAGCUCGCGCGGGGCCUCAGGAGAAGGCCGCGAACACAGGGCUGACGCCUGACGGGGACCAGCGCCAGUGCGCUGUGGAGGGCUGUCCGAGCAGCGACAAGGAGGGCGGGAACGAGGACGGCUUCGCAGCUGGGGGGGACCCAGCAGCUGCAGCUGAGCUUCGGGGCGCCGCGUCUGCGCCGGACCGCGAGAAGCAACUGGCUGAGGCUUUGACGGGAGACCCUCAGAGAGAGGCUCCCGCGUCGUCGCCAGGAACGGCGGGGCCUCCGUCGCUUCGGACGGAAGGAACGGAGAUCGGUGGCGAACAUACCCUUGAAGACGCGCGGGGACCGUUGGCCUCUCCUCACGAGGUCGCUGAAGGACCCGGCGAGGCCGCGCCUGGACAGCCUCCAGCGUCUUCUUGUCCGUCGCUGGCCGUCUCUGUGAGGGAUUGCACCCAGGGCGGCAAGAAGCCCACCGCUUCGCCGUACUCGCUCCUCGUGAAGACAGAAGAGGACUGCGCGAAAGACAGUCCACGGCAGGAUGAGGGUGGGAAGGAGUCGGCGACGCCGACACCCCGCGCGUCGCCGUCGACUUCUCGGGGAGUGGGAGCGAGAGGCAGUGUCGGCGAGAGGCAGCUUGAGGCGAAGCGGGUCUGUGCGUCGUAUGCAACACGGCGGGCUCAGAAGCGAAAGCGCCUGGAGCUUCUGUCUUCGUCCUGUGAAGAAAUCGAGAAGAGACUGCGACGCCUCUCGGACACGUUUCCCUGGUUGCCGGUCCUGAACGAAGCGUUCUUUUCAGCGGAAUCAAAGGGCGGGAUCCGCGGCCCUCCCGGCGUGCAUGGCCUGGACGACGGUGCAUUCCGGGAAGGCGCGAAGGCAGACGGCCAGUUCGCGUCGCGACUCUGCGGAGCGGCGGGUGUCUUUGAGACGAUGGGCAGGGGCCUCGACGGCGCACUGAAGGACGCUUCGAUCCCCAGCGAAGGCGACGAGUCGGAGGACCCGGACGAGAGCGAGGAAGACGAGGAAGCGUCGCUGGUUCCCGAGGAUCUGUGGCGCGCUCGCGCCGCAGCUUUGGCAGCGGCCAAGGCGGAGCAGCGCGCUCUGUCAGAUGCCCGAGCAGCUGCGGCCGCGGCCUCAGCAGCGGCUGCCACAGCUGUUGCGCAGUCCUCGCGUCCUUGCGUCAUGGAGCCUUUUCGGCAGGCCUCGCAGCGCCCGUUCCUAGCCACGCCCGCAGCAAUGCUGCCGCCUGGCGCGGUGGACUCCGGGACGCUUGCGAGUGCGAACGGUGUUCGAGGGCACGCGUCGCCAGUCCCCUUUUCUCCGUGUCUGGGGGCCAGGGCGAGUGGCGUGCCGGAGGAGACAGAGGGUAGCCUCGCAGGCUCUCGGCGGUCCUCAGCCAGUACGCAGAGCUCCCGCAAGAGGAAGGGAGCUUUCCUAGACGUCCCGCUCGCGGAUCCGAUGCCGGGAAAUCAAAGCCUCCCGAGUUCGGCUGGCUCGCGUGGCAGCUUCUGGGCCGGAAGGGAGACACCCCAAGGAGAUGUGUGGGCUGGCUGGCCCGCCGGCGGUCCGCUUGCCGCCGACGCGUGGAUCCUGGCCUCGACAGCGGGGGGCGUCCAGUCUCAGGAUCCACUUCGGUCGAUGAAGCGAGUCGCGGGACAUGGAACGGACAAGAGCACUUUCUGGUCGGGCGCUGGCGCCGCGGAGAGCUGUCCAGGUGGAGAGUUGGGGCCAGGGGCGAGUUGGGGGUCUGGAGCUGAGGCGGCAGGCGGAGAUCGCAGUCCGCGUGGCAAGGGUGCAGUCGGUCACGCUGGCGGUCGGCGGCAGAAAGCCAGUGCAGGCCCCAGCCAGACGAGCGGCGAGAGGGAUCGCCGGAGGUCCUCUGUCGCGUCCUCAGUCACGUCCUCUGUUUCGGCAACCCGCGGAGGGUCGGGGCUGCCUGCAUCAGGGCGCCGUGGCGAGUGCGCGGGGUCUGUGGAAAUGCUGGAGGGCAGCGACGCUGCGAGUGAAGCAACCUCGCGAUCUUCGUCUAUUCUCAUGGGUCCUCCUUCUCCGCUUCGCCCCACGUGCCAGUAUAAUCCCGCCGGUGCGUACCCCAGCUCUCCGGCCCGCUCACACGCCAGUUCCCACGCCUCGGCGUUCCAAACCCACGCCUCUCGAGAGGGAGGCUCAGAGACGAGGGCUUCGUGGCAGAGUCUGCAGCACGCGCCUGUCGGAGGAACGGGGAACCCGAUGGCUGCCGAUGCCUCAGGGGCGCCAGGAGACGAGCGGGCGUUCUCCUACGCGGAGGAGGGGGACCGAGUAGGCGCGCGGUCCGUCGCUGUGGGCGGCCCGCCGUCAGCCAACGGCGGAGGCCGUUCCCGACUGGUCGGAUCGACGCCGGCUCAGCCGAGAGGCUAUCCUGCUCAUCCCUUUGCUGCUCACGCCUCCGGUUUCGGAGCGAGUCCGGCUGCGCUUCCGUCGAACUACGGAGAUGUCGACGGGUUGCCCACAGGUUUGCCUUUUCCAGGGACUCCAGCUGCGGGAUCGGCGACUCCUCUCCAGGGCGGAUACCCUGUCUCCGACCCUUCUGCUGGAGGCAGUUCUUCACGGGCUGGCGGUAUGGGGUUUUCGGGUAUGCUUACGCCGGGUCACGGACCAGAGACACCGCACAUGUCUGGGCGUAUGGCUAACUUCUCGCCCUUCUUUUCUGGAGACCGAGGACAUGCAGCAGGGGAUCAUGCUCAACUUGUCAAAGGAUCGCCAAGCACGCCUUCCGCUCCAGGCAUGCAAGUGCAAAGCGGUCCCUCCUUGUCGCCUUGGGUCGACCAAAAUAGUUCGCAACACACUGGAGGUUCAAGUGUUCAUCCGGAACUCGAAGGCUUUGGCGCACCUGACGAUUUGAGUUCGAAGCAGGCCUCCAUGGCCCCGCUGGGUGCCGCUCAUCUCGCAGACCAUCGACAACCGUAUGCCUUCCAUGGGGGAGGGAAUGUCAAUCUAGCAGCGAUCGGCCCGGACCCUCUGCAAGGAAAAGAUGCGUUGCCGGACCAUCCGACCCGGGUCAGGGACGUAGCAGGCGCGAAAACCGGAGCCUCCGCGGGAGAAGGAAAAGCGCCAAGGAAGCGGAAACCGAAGGCUAAGAAAGAAGAGAAAGGCCAUCCUGCUGCUGGCGAUCAGAUAGUUUCCCAGCGAGGUCCUCAGGAGGCAAACGCCUGUUCAAGUGUCGCCGACGUUGCCCCUCCAUCUGUUUCGCCCCAAAAGACAGUGUCUGGACGCGGUGAAGCUGGCGGGUACGAUCACAGCGCCUGUCCUCAGGCGCGAGAGGGCGGCGGAGAGAAAAGUUGGUCCAAAGAUUCGCCGUCGAAUCCGGAUGUGUCUGUCGCCCCUUCCGUCGGCUCUCAGGCGUCCUGUUCUCCGUGCAACCUCUCGCCUGCACGGGUCUCCGCAGGAGGGACAGCUGGCGCAGAAGUCGGCUCGGGUUCUCCGGCUGUACCAAUGCCAGAGGACACACAUGAUGCACAGCGGAAGACUCCCAUUGAGAAGAAAAGGCGUUCGAAAAGGGGGAGCGAGAACAGGGGUGCGUGUGGCCCUUCGCCGACUGGUGAGAGUGACGGGUCAGGUCGAUUCUGGCGUGCUGCGCCUGCUGAAGGAGCGGCGGCGACGCCCUCUCGAAGGAAGGCGCCUCCAGGGACGGUUUCGGGGAGCAAGACAUGA